Thamnophis elegans (Western terrestrial garter snake) is the source of this 1695-nucleotide messenger RNA. RefSeq names its product reticulon 4 receptor like 2 (gene RTN4RL2). Gene Ontology annotation, cellular component: plasma membrane. Gene Ontology annotation, molecular function: protein binding. The record is from RefSeq and is a predicted model, not a curated record. NCBI's taxonomy places the organism in Eukaryota, Metazoa, Chordata, Lepidosauria, Squamata, Natricidae. The transcript has 5 exons. Bases 1 to 1695 code for a protein of 564 amino acids.
AUGCUUUGCACCUGCUACUUUUCCCCACCCACAGUGAGCUGCCAGGCCAAUAACUUCUCCUCUGUGCCACGGAUACUACCGCCCAAUGCCCAGCGCCUCUUUCUACAAAACAACCUGAUUGGGACCCUGAGACCUGGAAUGUUUGGGCCCAGCCUCAUCACCCUUUGGCUCUACUCCAACAAUAUCUCCUCCAUCCAGCCUGGCACUUUCCGCCAUCUCCAGGUUCUCGAGGAGCUGGAUCUGGGGGACAACCGCAAUUUGCGCACACUUGAACCAGAUACUUUCCGUGGACUUGAACGGCUGCAGUCUUUGCACCUUUAUCGCUGUCAGCUGAGCAGCCUCCCAAACACGAUCUUCCACAAUCUUUACAGCCUCCAAUACCUCUAUCUUCAGGAAAACAACCUGCUUUGCCUACAGGAUGACCUUUUUGUGGACUUAGCUAACCUGAGCCAUCUUUUUCUGCAUGGGAACAAAAUCUGGAAGCUCUCCGAGAAUGUCUUCCGUGGCCUGUCUGGAUUAGACCGCCUGUUGCUGCACCGGAAUCACCUGCACACAAUUCCUACGUGGGCUUUUCAUGAUUUGGGAAAGCUUACCAUUCUCUAUCUGUUCAACAAUAGCCUGACAACUCUGUCUGGAGAAACACUCUCAGAUUUGCCCUCCCUGGAGUUUCUGCGCCUCAACAACAAUCCCUGGGCCUGUGACUGCCGUGCCUACUCUCUUUGGUCCUGGUUCCAGCGCACGCAUGUCUCCAUCUCAGAUGUCAUAUGCAUCUCUCCUGUGGAACGCAAGGGGCAUGACAUGCGAUAUCUGAAUGAAGCAGUCUUUCAAGGCUGCCCUCCGACCAGCCAUCACCCUAUUGAGUUUGACUGGAGCUGUAGGAUUGAAUGGGAAAAUGGACUGGCUCACCCCCACCCCAAUGGCUCAUCAAAUCAUCUCUAUGGCCUUGGAGGAUCCCCUCCUGCUGAUCCUUCCUCCUUCUAUAGGGAUGUCCCGGCCAAUGACAUCCAGAGCCACAAGUAUGAUCCACCAACAGAAGAUAACUACUGGGGGAGUUAUGGUAAUGGAGAAGGAAGCCAACUGAAAAAGGGAUGCCUAGGAACUUCUUGUUCGUCUCCGAACGCUGGAACAGUCAGGAUUGGCUGCCGAUCCAGUCUGUUCCAGUACCAAAUUGGAGAGCCUGAGGCAAGUACAGGAUGCUGCCACUUCUUCAGUAGGAUCAGAGAGAACAAUACAGGUAGCACCAAGGGCCAACAUUGCCCCAUCAAAGAGAAGGUAGACCCUGAGCAGGAACCUCAUGGCACUGGCUCAGAACAAGCUGACAUAGUUCUGCAGUGCCAUCUACUGGACCCAUCUUUCUACCAGAUACCAUUUGACAAAUUUCCUGACAAACAAGCCAUGCCAAGCUGGCCAUUAAGGAUGUUGAUCUGCUGCAUAAAAGCUGAACAAGUUGACCUCUUGCUGCCUGUUUGGAACAACAACCUGGAACAUCUGAGCCUGUUAGUUCAUUUCUAUCACAUUGCCAAAUACUGUGACUUAGCAGGGCAUUUUCUCUACUGCCACUACUCCAAAUUAUUUGAUAAGAAAAGUAAACGUAAAGCAUUUCAACUAAGUUCCAUUCUGGUGACCAUGGAUAAAUUCAUACAAUUUUCUAGGCAACAAUGCAGUAAAUGCAUUGUUGCCAUUAUCUUCUUCUAG